AGUGGGCGGAGCGAGGCCAGGCUAGGGUGAGCGGUCUCCCGAGCGGAGCGGGGCUCUCAGGAGGAGACACUUUUUUUUCCUCCCUCCUUCCCUCCUCUCCUCCUCCCUUCCCUUCCCCUCUCCUCCCCUCUCUCCUCCUUCCCCCCUCGGUCCGCCGGAGCCUGCUGGGGCGAGCGAUUGGUAUUGCCGGCGCUUACUCUCCGGGGCCGCCCGGCGGGUAGCUGGCGGGGGGAGGAGGCAGGAACCGCGAUGGCGCCUCAGAAGCACGGCGGUGGGGGAGGGGGCGGCUCGGGGCCCAGCGCGGGGUCCGGGGGAGGCGGCUUCGGGGGUUCGGCGGCGGUGGCGGCGGCGACGGCGUCGGGCGGCAAAUCCAGCGGCGGGGGCUGUGGAGGCGGCGGCAGUUACUCGGCCUCCUCCUCCUCCUCCGUGGCGGCAGCGGCGGGGGCCGCGGUGUUACCGGUGAAGAAGCCGAAAAUGGAGCACGUCCAGGCUGACCACGAGCUUUUCCUCCAGGCCUUUGAGAAACCAACGCAGAUCUAUAGGUUUCUUCGAACGCGAAAUCUUAUAGCGCCAAUAUUUUUGCAUAGAACUCUUACUUACAUGUCUCAUCGAAACUCCAGAACAAACAUCAAAAGGAAAACAUUUAAAGUUGAUGAUAUGUUAUCAAAAGUAGAGAAAAUGAAAGGAGAGCAAGAAUCUCAUAGCUUGUCAGCUCAUCUGCAGCUUACAUUUACUGGUUUCUUCCACAAAAAUGAUAAGCCAUCACAAAAUUCAGAAAAUGAACAAAAUUCUGUUACCCUGGAAGUCCUGCUUGUGAAAGUUUGCCACAAAAAAAGAAAGGAUGUAAGUUGUCCAAUAAGGCAAGUUCCUACAGGUAAAAAGCAGGUGCCUUUGAAUCCUGACCUCAAUCAAACAAAACCUGGAAAUUUCCCGUCCCUUGCAGUUUCCAGUAAUGAAUUUGAACCUAGUAACAGCCAUAUGGUGAAGUCUUACUCAUUGCUAUUUAGAGUGACUCGUCCAGGAAGAAGAGAGUUUAAUGGAAUGAUUAAUGGAGAAACCAAUGAAAAUAUUGAUGUCAAUGAAGAACUUCCAGCUAGAAGAAAACGAAAUCGUGAAGAUGGGGAAAAAACAUUUGUUGCACAAAUGACAGUAUUUGAUAAAAACAGGCGCUUACAGCUUUUAGAUGGGGAAUAUGAAGUAGCCAUGCAGGAAAUGGAAGAAUGUCCAAUAAGCAAGAAAAGAGCAACAUGGGAGACUAUUCUUGAUGGGAAGAGACUGCCUCCAUUUGAAACAUUUUCUCAGGGACCUACGUUGCAGUUCACUCUUCGUUGGACAGGAGAGACCAAUGAUAAAUCUACAGCUCCUAUCGCCAAACCUCUUGCCACUAGAAAUUCAGAGAGUCUCCAUCAAGAAAACAAGCCUGGUUCAGUUAAACCUACUCAAACUAUUGCUGUUAAAGAAUCGUUGACUACAGAUCUGCAAACAAGAAAAGAAAAAGAUACUUCAAAUGAAAACCGACAAAAAUUAAGAAUAUUUUAUCAGUUCCUUUAUAACAACAACACAAGACAGCAAACUGAAGCAAGAGAUGACCUGCAUUGCCCUUGGUGCACUCUGAACUGCCGCAAACUCUACAGCUUGCUCAAACAUCUUAAACUCUGCCAUAGCAGGUUUAUCUUCAACUAUGUGUAUCAUCCAAAAGGUGCUAGGAUAGAUGUUUCUAUCAACGAGUGUUAUGAUGGCUCCUAUGCAGGAAAUCCUCAGGAUAUUCAUCGCCAACCUGGAUUUGCUUUUAGUCGCAAUGGACCAGUAAAGAGAACACCUAUCACACACAUUCUUGUGUGCAGGCCAAAACGAACAAAAGCAAGCAUGUCUGAAUUUCUUGAAUCCGAAGAUGGAGAAGUGGAACAGCAACGAACAUACAGUAGUGGACACAAUCGCCUGUAUUUCCAUAGUGAUACUUGUUUACCUCUCCGUCCACAAGAAAUGGAAGUAGAUAGUGAAGAUGAAAAAGAUCCUGAAUGGCUAAGAGAAAAAACCAUUACUCAAAUUGAGGAAUUUUCUGAUGUUAAUGAAGGAGAGAAAGAAGUGAUGAAACUCUGGAAUCUCCAUGUCAUGAAGCAUGGGUUUAUUGCUGACAAUCAAAUGAAUCAUGCCUGUAUGCUGUUUGUAGAAAACUAUGGACAGAAAAUAAUUAAGAAGAAUUUAUGUCGAAACUUCAUGCUUCAUCUAGUCAGCAUGCAUGACUUUAACCUUAUUAGCAUAAUGUCAAUAGAUAAAGCUGUUACCAAGCUCCGUGAAAUGCAACAAAAAUUAGAAAAAGGAGAAUCUGCUUCCCCUGCAAAUGAAGAAAUCACUGAAGAACAAAAUGGGACAGCAAAUGGAUUUAGUGAAAUUAACUCAAAAGAGAAAGCUUUGGAAACAGAUGGUGUCUCAGGGGUUUCAAAACAGAGCAAAAAACAAAAACUCUGAAAAGAAAAGGCCUAACCCCAUGUUAUGGACAAACACUGAAAUUUCAUUCUAGGGAAUUCAGCCUCUAGGAAGAGUCUUGUUUUUGUUUUUAAUCAUAAGUUCCAAACAGGCACUGUCAGAUGAAGUAAAUGAUUUCAACAAGGAUAUUUUUAUCAGGGUUCUAUUUCACUUCAUUAUGCAG
Molecule: messenger RNA, 2650 nt
Organism: Eubalaena glacialis (North Atlantic right whale)
Lineage: Eukaryota; Metazoa; Chordata; Mammalia; Artiodactyla; Balaenidae
Gene: SUZ12
Product: SUZ12 polycomb repressive complex 2 subunit
Exons: 16
Coding region: 250-2469 (739 amino acids)
Cellular component (GO): nucleus; ESC/E(Z) complex
Molecular function (GO): chromatin DNA binding
Source: RefSeq, a predicted model, not a curated record